ACUAAGACGAAAAGAUACCGUACUACGUACGGUACCGUACCAGAAUGACGACAUACUCGGGUCUCUCGCAGAAAACGGAUGAAGCAGCAUUUCAUGACGAAAGAAAGCGUCCGUGUUUGAGUUAGUGGAGAUCAUACAUGCUCCUGUCGUAAAGCGAGGGUCGAAGGGCUGCAGUGUUUCGAAUUCAUGAUGGCGAGCGACGCUCAUUGGAGAUGGGGGCGACAGCUUGCCAGGAUCAUGAUUAUAUCCUUGCACGUGCUUCUGGGACAAGUGCGGCUGAGUUCGUGCUUCUGCUUCGAUGCCAACAGAUGCUCGCGACGCCAAAAGUUUGAUUCUGUCCAAGGAAGUUUGCUCCACCGUCGUCCUCGACAUAUCGGCCAUGUGCAACUAAAUCUUGGCCAGGUUCUUCCUGAUGACAACGGCGAUACAGAAGAGACACAACAAGGACCACUUGAUGGCCUGUCAGCGGCAGCAACGCUGGUUCCGCUGGUGAUAACCUCCCUGUUUUUCUUCCUCCCUCACUCAGCUUUUGCGAUAGAUAAUCUGCUCGGCGAUUCUCAAAUCAUUGCCGUAAAUCCCAUGAAUGGCCCAGAUCCUCGGUAUUUUCUUGCGGGCGGUUUGUGUGCAUCCAUUUCCCACGGAAUCACAACGCCUAUCGAUGUGGUCAAAACUCGGAUUCAGUCGGAUCCAAAGAAAUACGAAGGCCUGGGCGUUGUAGAAGCAUCAAAAGUUAUCCUGCAAGAAGAUGGUUCUGGGGCACUGCUAAAGGGAUUAGCACCUACCGUGGUUGGUUAUGGCUUGGAGGGCGCUGCAAAAUUUGGUCUUUACGAAAGCCUGAAACCCAUCAUCGUCGGUUUGCUGGAUCUUGAAAGUCCCAGCAUUGCAUACGUCGUUGCGAGCGUCGUUGCGGGUGGGGUUGCGUCCGUGAUACUCUGUCCGAUGGAGCGAACACGGAUACGAUUGGUGACGGACCGUAGUUUUUCGAAGUACAAUCUUUUGACGGGGAUUCCUCGCCUCGUAGAAGAGUCGGGUCUUGCCAGCCUGUUCUAUGGGCUUCCCGCCAUGCUGUCGAAACAGUGCCCCUACACUCUCAGGAAACAAGUGACAUACGAUGCAAUUUGUACGGCACUAUAUUUGAUUGUUACUACGGUGAGCGACGCGUCGACGAAAAUCGAGGUCUCGUUAGUGGCAGCGAGUUGCGCUUCUGUUGUCGCGUGUGUUCUUUCCCAACCGGGAGAUGUUAUACUGACAGAAACCUACAAGGAAAAGAGCGGCCCAUCUGCCUCUCGUAGUUUUCCACAAGUUGUAAGCAAAAUCUAUAACGAACGCAACGGAGUGAACGGCUUUUACUCGGGCAUUAUUGCUCGACUGAUCCAAGUGGGAGGAAUCAUCACUUCACAGCUAUUACUUUACGACUUCAUAAAGCAGAGUCUCGGGCUUCCCGCAACUGGUUCUUCCUAAACCGAAUUGCAUGCUUGUCUAGUGAACAAUGGUUGGGCAGAGAGCAUAGAAGGUAUGUUGGUUCGAAAUCCGGCUGGCAUUUCUCUAGUAUUACAUGUGGUACAUUUUGUCGCAUUCGCUGUGUUUGUUUCCUCUGGUCGUCAAAAAAUGGAUUUGUUUCAAAAUGUUUUGUUUCCUUCAGGGAUCAAAUUGCGUAGACAUAUUCGAUUCCCUACAUUACUUUACACCCACAAAGAUCCAAUCCUCCUAUAUAGAUGUGACAUAAGCGAGGUGCUUCAUUUAUCCUUCAUGCUCUUUUCCACUUCGAUUUGAAAUGCUCGCUCUUCCAAUGUGCCAAUUCUCAUCCCAUUGCUGUCGUUGAUCAGAGCAUACCCAAAUAAGUUUAGCCCAAAGCAAAAUAUGAGAAAAGCAUAGGCUCCAUAGGUAACAGUUUGGCCGAUCGAUGACAUUAUCAUUCGAGGAAGCAUCAGACGCCUCGUCGUUCUCUGUGAUGCUUCUUCCAUGGCAAGAAACACUUCCACCGGGUCUUCGUCAUCUUUUGCGUUUUCUUCAUCGGUUCCUUCUUUGAUUUUUUCUUCGGUGUCCCGUUCCGCACCAACAGAACUAUCAAUAGUUGUGCGCUGACACUUGGGAUAAAUUGUGCACGCUGAUCUUCCUACCACAAAAGACUGAGCGGGCAAGAUGAAUUCUGAGCACCAAAGAACAAUGAGGCACAAUGCCAAGCUCUUUCUGAACGCCGUCGUCGAUAAAAUCUUCGGCAUCUC
This is a messenger RNA of Pseudo-nitzschia multistriata, 2225 nucleotides long. NCBI's taxonomy places the organism in Eukaryota, Bacillariophyta, Bacillariophyceae, Bacillariales, Bacillariaceae. The record is from the annotation of a GenBank genome assembly.